AGAUAGGAAUUGUGAUACUCUUGUCCUACACUAAAUUCUCUGAGCUCUUUGCACCAAAAAGAGAAUGGUGUGCAGAGCAGAAGAAGCAAUGAAGCAAAGAGAGAUGAUCAAGAGAUGCAAAGAAGAUGAUCGUUAUCAGAAGAAGAAGAUACAAUCAAUCACUAAUUGCAACAAAGAAAAAGGUUGCAGAUUCAAGCGAAGCACUAGUAAGCUCGACAACGAUGGAGCUUCCUCAGCCAUCUUCCUCCUAGCUUGCAUCGCCUGCUCAUCCUUCUCUUAUCAUCUCUAACUAUCAACAUAUCUUUGUUGUAACAGCAUCCACGGUUAAUUACUAUUUAAUUACGUUUAAAUUACUCUUAUUUUUGUUAAUUCUAUUUAUACUUUGUUCAAUAUGAGGUUUUUAAUCUGCA
Arabidopsis lyrata subsp. lyrata is the source of this 410-nucleotide messenger RNA. RefSeq lists its product as uncharacterized. Bases 65 to 289 code for a protein of 74 amino acids. NCBI's taxonomy places the organism in Eukaryota, Viridiplantae, Streptophyta, Magnoliopsida, Brassicales, Brassicaceae. The transcript has a single exon. The record is from RefSeq and is a predicted model, not a curated record.